GCGUUCGGAUCUCGUUCUGCAUCGCUCUCGCGAGCGUUUGUCGUCCGAAUUUCGUCAAAUUCGCGCAUGCGAGACAGUCUCACGUCAAGUGAUCGGUCGAGAUGCUCGGCGACGCCGUCUGUGACGCGCAACGAGGAUCGUCGUCUCGGCGUCUACGUUAUUGUGUCAGCGAUUCCUCUGCCUCCGCGUGCCCGAAAUCCACGCGCAUCUCGCACCUUCUCUCGUCGAGACGCGUCACAAGGUGAGGAUAAAGAAUUUGCGACAAAGAUUGUUCCCUAUAGAAAUCAUUCUUCCUACAGAAUCGCAUUCGCGAUGAGAUUUUUAUCGGAAAUUAAUUACGAACAAUUGUCUGAAAGAGAUGAAAAGACAUUAACGAGAUAAUUCGAGAGAUAUUGAUCUCCUCAUCGCGCGGCUCGAUGGAUCUCGUAUACUUCGCAGUCAACAGGGAUCUGCUUUACGCUACUGUGCUACUCGUGCCAUGACGUCACGCGCCGAGCGAGAGGUCGCGUAAAAAUGCGAGCUGGUUAGAGCUAACCGCCGCGCCGGUUACGUCGCGUCGCCCGGUUACGACGCGCAUAUAUUAAUUCGAGAAACUAGUUCUCGCGCGGGAUGUAUGUAUGCAUGCGUGAUCGAUGAACUUGAGGCGGAUCCGCUCCUGAUACCGAACGAUUCAGCGAGAGGAAACGAGGCGCCCGCGCCGGAACGAGUUUUCGAUAUUGAACUCGAGAUAAGAGACUCGGCGUCGCUGAAAAUAUAUUUAUCGCAAGUAGGUUUAAAUAGCAAUCUACUUUUUUUUUAAUUCCUUGUUAUUUGACCUACAAUUAUAGAGAACGAGGCCACGAAAUACGCAAGAAAUGUACAAUGCAAGAGAUACAAAAAUAUCUUUUGUAUGCGAUAGAAUAAGAUUAUAAAU
Messenger RNA from Wasmannia auropunctata (little fire ant), 913 nucleotides. RefSeq lists its product as uncharacterized. The transcript is spliced from 2 exons. Lineage: Eukaryota; Metazoa; Arthropoda; Insecta; Hymenoptera; Formicidae. The record is from RefSeq and is a predicted model, not a curated record. The coding region runs from base 67 to 381 and encodes 104 amino acids.